AAGUAAUAACAAUGUCUCAUGCCAUGUUAACAAACGUGACAUACAUCAAAUACAAUUAACAAAAUUCUGGUAAAAACUUUGGGCAUCCCACAUGAAAUGGUGGCAAAAUUCUGCAAUUGUAUAGAAGAUAAGAAUAAACAGAACGAGAACGAAGAUCUAGAUCAGUUGGGGGAACGUAAUUUCACGGAUUUAUAUGUGAUCGGUAAAAUUUGGAUUGAUGCAGUGAAAAUAUGUCUCACAGGGGCAGAGAUCAACAUUCUUCCUAAGGUAGAGGCUGCGAAGCCUGAUGCUGGACCACCAAAAAAACCACCGCCGAUGAAAUUAUCCGAACUCUCCAUAUAUAAAAAUCCGUACAACGAGUACAAGGACUAUCUGGAAGAAAAGGAGAAAUGCCCCGACGGAAAGGUUAAAUUAUUGCAUCGUUCUUUACUACCGCACGUGAAAAACGUCAAGCAGGAGGUCAAGAAAGGUGCGUGUGAAGCGGCAUGUUUUAUGAAGUCAAAUUACAAGAAGGCGGUUGAUACUGUCAAAGAAAUCAAAAAUAAUUUCAGGAGAACCAUGCGGGAGCCUGAUAAUUUAACCAUCAGACAGGGGGUGGUAGCUAGCGGUGGGGUUUUGGGUUACAUGCUCGGCGGUGGUGGUGGAAUCAUCAGGCGGCUUCUGUACACCAGCGCUGGUCUCCUGACCACCGGGGCGUUAUGCUUCCCCAAAGAGACAGACGAAACCUUCAGGAACGCUAUAUAUAUCACCGGCAAAUCGCUCAUCGAUAUUUACAACAAGUGGUGCAACAAGGACUUCAACCUGAGGGAGAGAUUGGCGUGUAGAGAUGAAUUCCCGCCGACGCCGCCCAGUCGACCGCCGAUGAAAUGUCCACCACAGAAAUAAAUCACGGAGAAUGAUCUAGAAGACGAACGAAGCAAACUCAACAAUUUUAAACCAUUACACAUUUUAUUAAUCA
Molecule: messenger RNA, 958 nt
Organism: Danaus plexippus (monarch butterfly)
Lineage: Eukaryota; Metazoa; Arthropoda; Insecta; Lepidoptera; Nymphalidae
Exons: 1
Coding region: 97-885 (262 amino acids)
Biological process (GO): cristae formation
Cellular component (GO): MICOS complex
Source: RefSeq, a predicted model, not a curated record